This is a messenger RNA of Eucalyptus grandis, 315 nucleotides long. Its product is annotated as putative lipid-transfer protein DIR1. The record is from RefSeq and is a predicted model, not a curated record. Gene Ontology annotation, biological process: systemic acquired resistance. The coding region runs from base 1 to 315 and encodes 104 amino acids. Lineage: Eukaryota; Viridiplantae; Streptophyta; Magnoliopsida; Myrtales; Myrtaceae. Gene Ontology annotation, molecular function: fatty acid binding. The transcript has a single exon.
AUGGGGAAAUCCAGCGGCAAGAGCUUGAUCCUGGGGCUCGCGCUGGUGCUACUCGUGGCCAUGAUGGGAGGAGCCAAGGCCACGACCAUAUGCAAGAUCCCGACGGACAAACUGACCUUCUGCCUCCCGGCCGUUGCGGGCGACCACCCCUCCCCGCCAACCAAGCAAUGUUGUAAGGUGAUCUCCAAAGCGGACAUGCCAUGCCUGUGCCAGUACAGGUCUGUGCUCCCGAACUAUGGGAUAAAACCUGCCAAUGCCAUGGCGUUGCCCAAGAAAUGCGGCCUCAAGGCGCCUCCGAAGUGCUCCAACAACUAA